Nematostella vectensis (starlet sea anemone) is the source of this 3885-nucleotide messenger RNA. RefSeq lists its product as uncharacterized. The record is from RefSeq and is a predicted model, not a curated record. Bases 1537 to 3051 code for a protein of 504 amino acids. Lineage: Eukaryota; Metazoa; Cnidaria; Anthozoa; Actiniaria; Edwardsiidae. Gene Ontology annotation, molecular function: peptide-O-fucosyltransferase activity. The transcript has a single exon. Gene Ontology annotation, biological process: protein O-linked glycosylation via fucose.
CACACCUCGAGCAAGUUAUCCGGAAACAAGGUCGGAAAGGCUCGGGCUCGGAUUCCGAAAUUUGACAAAAGUCUUGGGCUCGGAUUCCGAAAUUUGACUUAAGUCUUGGGCUCGGAUUCCAAAAUUUGACUUAAGUCUUGGGCUCGGAUUCUGAGACGCGGGUCUCGGUGCCUCGGCAAGUCUCGGAUUUACCCGUCGCUGCCCCUAAGGACCGUGGGCUCAGUGUGAUAUGGUUGAAAAAGGUUAUUUUAUAAAUAGGAUAAUGUUUAUUUAUAAUAAUAUAAAACAAAAAAUUAUUUAUAGCAGUUAUUUAUCGUGCUCACAAAGUACUAAAAUACAAUGACUUGUAUUUCAAAUUAUUCUAUGGAAAUGGUUUUACCUAUAGAAAUAUGAGAACUUAAUAUAAACACGAUACCAUCAAGAUCAUCUCGUGUAUUCUACCCGGAUUCUACUCUAUCUGACUUGAGUACGUCAAUGUUCAGUUAUCUCCGGCGUCAAUGGAUUAGAUCUUAAUCGUACAAUCUCCGCUUGUUCGCACCUACUUAUUGCUUUCACCACUCAACUUCAAUACAGCUCUCCUCUCUGCGCUAAUAGAAAAUCACUUAAAACCUGUAUGGACUACGACAGCGCCGUAGAAAAGUAGUCAGUCAGCUCUGGGUACCUUUUAGCGUAAGGAAUAAAGAGGGUGCAAGUGGCUAGCUACUGCUGUUCUAGCUUGCUGGGUUCCAGGUUGGUUUGCCCUUUCAAAGAUUGGAUUCACGGGGAUGGAAUUCCUUACGCGGUUGGAAACCCUAGGAUUGUCUCUCCCAGAGGGUUUUCAUAUGCAAAGCCAUAGACUCGCUAAUGAGGUCAACAAUGACAUGUGUUUAUUUUAUGGACAAAAGAAAGUAGCGCUUAUCUACCGAAGUGUUUUUUUAUCUAGACAAGUUUCUAGACACAAAUUACUGCCGCGAAGUCUCACAUCGCUUUCAUUACAAUAGAUAUAGUCGGCAAUAGACCAAUGGAAAACCUUGCAAGUUGUAAAGACUAGUGGCUCAUUAAGCCACGUGAUUAGAAAGCAAUCGACAAUAACAGGAAUAAACAUGACGGUCUAUUCUUGGUCAGUUCAUUGUUGACAGCUGAAGAGAGCGAGACCCAUGCUCAAAGAUAUUGGUGGUAACAAGCUGGGAAAGCAGCAUGAGUAUUUUACGCUAGCUCACGCAAUCACAAACCGGAAAACCAAACCGGAAAACCGGAAAACCAAAAUUUGAGGCCCCACGCACAAUCAAGUACAGAAGAAAUUUAUACGAAAAGAAUUAAGGCGAAAUUUGUCAGCUGAUAAGAGUACUGUUCGGUCUACGUACAUACUCUAGAGAGUUCCGAGCGCUUCCUUCCCUCCAUUCAGACAGUCGGAAAUCAGUGGUUCCCUCAGCGAGCGUAUUUAUAAUCUGAGUGAGUGUUGGCUUCGACAUGGUAUGCGCGAUACGGAAUAAAUUUUCCCAGGUGACGUCGCGUCAUUCUAGCGAGGAUCCUGAUCGUAGCUGACUGAAGGCUUUGAUGGUGUCUUUGAGGCGGUUCACAGUGUCAACACUCUGGACCAUACGCAAUACCAAAUGGCUUUCUGUUGUUGUUGUACUUAUCGCCGUCUAUACUGUAGUGCUUGUGCUUCAAGCAGGUUUGGGCCUUUUCAAGACACGGUUACGAGAACUGCCCCAGGAGACGUUAUCAUUGUCGGUUUCCGCUCCACUUAAUGUCCAACUACCUCGAGGCAUUGAUAGAAUAAACUACAAUCCAGUUGAGUAUAGCCAUAGUAGGCAAGGGAGUAAUCUGGUACCAAAAAUCAGAGGACAAAACCUGCAAAGCGAUCAACUGACCGGUGCAGAUUCCCAAAAUGUGGAUAAUAAGGCGGCGCGAAACACGCACAGGCAAAAAUAUCUGUUUGUUUUUCGAUAUUAUGAGCAGCUCGGAAGGGCAACAAACAAUUUAUUGGAGCUGGCUUCAUGGGCCAAGCAUAGGAAUAGCAUCGUCGUCGCACCGUUUGUCAAUAAUUCAAGAAUGUCGGGUCUGCCUGGUGGAGUCAGCCAUUACUUGCGGACAACCACUUCGUUAGCGCGAUUCGGCCCCCUCCGAGAAUAUUUCGAUGUGAAAUACCUAAACAAUUUACUGAAAAAGAGGGGAUACGGGACACUUGGGGGGUUCGGGGAUUUUCAAAAUGACUGCCAGCAACGCUUAAAUAUAGUUAUACAUUUUCUUUAUUCGAAUCGCGAAGCGCUGUUGGACGCGGCGGAAUGGUAUCGUAAAACGUACCGGGAAAUGAAAGAGAUUUACACCAAGACACGCGCUAACGGUGGCUGGCUCCCCUGCCCCUUCGUGCGCUACUCUCGACUACAGAAACAAUUGAAUUUCAAAGUGAGUAGGUAUGUGUGUGUGGACCCGGAGAUGAUUCAGGAUGCAUUCGAACUAGAACGAAAGGUCAUCCAGGGUCGAUUCUGCGUCGGUGUUGUAUUAUGGAAAGGGAAUGGGAAAGGUCGGGUUCACUUUCCCUUGCACCCAUCCAUCACGAGACCCCUAACACCCCCAGAUGUCAGGUUCAACGCCACACUUGUCGAAAUCGCAAGGAAAUUUGUAGAAGAACGACUGGGUGGUAGUUAUAUAGCCGUACAUGUCCGAGGGGAGCGUCAUUUAGUAAGAAAGGGGACAAAUAUCACGUAUCGAUGCGUGCGAAAACUGAUUGACAGAGUACGCGAAGCGCAGAGGAAAUACCACAUACAGACAGUGUUUCUCGCUACAGAUCUACCAGAGUACGGAUCUGACACUUUCGACCAGGAGCGGGGUAGCAGAAAAGCCUUACAGCGGUACCUGCACAAGGAACUCAACCAGCCAGUCUCAUACCAACCCGCAGAUCUCUACGAUAACGGCGCUAUCGCCAUCAUUGAGAUGAACAUUCUUGCUGCCGGAAAUAGGCUCUUCACACUUGGAAGUGGUAAUUUCCAGAACUGGAUCGUCAGUUUAUUUCUACAGAGACGCAAAUCAAACUCAAAAAAGCUGCACAGGCUGUGCGAGUUAAGCUAAUAAUAAUUACACGGUAUCGAUAUUUUGAUCUCUCGCGCUAAAACAAUUAGUCGAAGACUGCAGCUGAGGUUAAGAGAUAGCUUGUUUUUCCGCGUCGCAAUUUCCAUUCUAUUUUAUCGAGAUCUUAGGCUUGAUUACUCGCGGUAUUUUGGAAUUUUGAAGUAAUACUCAAAACAAAAGCUAUAAGCUCUGAGUUUGCUAUGAUAACAUUCAUAGCCGAGUAAAAUACAUUAUUAAUAACACAUCAGAUGUUUCCUAUUUUCAAAUUCACGCUCCGGGAAAAAUAUCAAAGACAGACAAGAGACUGUUUUAUGAAACGCACUGGCGUCUUUUUCAAUGGAAUUAAUCCCAUUUGAUCAGGGGCUCUUGUAAUUAUCUAGAAAAAUUCGCGUAUAAUUAAACAAAAACGCGAAAUCUUUUUAUAGCAACCAGCCAACAUCCAACCUCAAAAAGAGGUACACUCUAUACUUGUGAUGUUUCUAUGGGGGAAUUGUAACCAUCUACCAUCGUGUGAGGUGUAUUUGUUUUCAGUAAGUGAAUUUCGGCCGCGAGGUUGGAUGUCGGUCUUGUGGUUUCAGGAUAAAGCAUGCAACUUUACAUUUUUUCAUUUAAGAUUACUCAGUAAAAGUGAUAACUCCAUUAGAUGGUAAAAGCCAAAUGAUUUUCAAUAAUUAACAGUAAAAAGGGUUUAGAGGUUUGUAAAAAAAACAUCAAGUUUUCUGGUAAAAAAAAACCUCGGUCUAUUUAUUAUGUCCAUUAUUUAUCCUUAAAUUAAAUAUUCGAAGUACACUUGUACAACAAAGAAUUAUUUUAAUAAAAAUACAGACAAACUGA